Molecule: messenger RNA, 1916 nt
Organism: Exophiala xenobiotica
Lineage: Eukaryota; Fungi; Ascomycota; Eurotiomycetes; Chaetothyriales; Herpotrichiellaceae
Exons: 2
Coding region: 230-1765 (511 amino acids)
Source: RefSeq, a predicted model, not a curated record
GCUGCCACGCUCUCCACAAUGCUUCUGACUCUAACCCAUUCACCUCUCAUUGCACUUCAUAUUCGCAUUGUUGACAACUCCUCGCCCUUGCCUAUCGAACCGAGGCCACGCGCCCGACCUUUGAGACCCAUGACCACAUCGGUAUGACACAUCUAAAUCCUGCCCUGCCAACAACGUAACCCGAACCUACCUCGAAGUCGCAGCAUGAAAUCCGACCCUCAUCACUGAUAUGUCCACUCUGCCCGAAGAACGUGUCCUGAAACCUCUCGAUCCCGUCCCAGACGAUGUCAACACUUGGCCAGAUUUCAUGUUAAGAGAAGCCAAAGUGUUCUAUCAGGGAAAGGGCCGAUAUGCAGACUUGCUGCAGGCGUCCGAUGAGACACCGCUUUGUGUGCUCGGCGAGCUAAUGCCUCUGGGCGAUGAACAUGACGAUCUAGUAUUGAUUGACAACCCACUCCAUGCACGGAUAAAGAUCGACAACGUUACAAAUUACAGCUUCGGACAACAUGACGAUGGCAAGCCUUGUAUAUGGGCUGCUGGGAAAGCAGGCUGGUACGAGAUCGUCUCGCCCUCGGAUCGCUACCUGAGCCAUUAUAACGACACGGUCGAGGCCAUCGACUUAUUCUAUUUCAUGGUCGACCAGCAUCAGAGACUGCCAAAGACGCGACAACGGUUUGGAUUCAGAAUAGAUCCAUUUCUUACAGAUUACCAGCAACACACUGGAUACAGAAUCGAUGACGAUGACGAGGCGAUGGAGACAAUACACAAGCAUCACAGAUUCCUUCUCAGGAACAUGAUCGAGGAGAGGGAAGGUAUAAACUGGUCCCAGACCUACCUUUGGAAGCACUUGGCCGAGACUUACUCCGAGGAAUUGGAGGAACUGAAGUUAAUCCUGGCUCGGCUGAACCAGUCCAUGGCAGUCGCGGAGCCAGAUUUGGCUGAUGGGGACGACGUGGACGACGAGAACGACGCUGAGUCAGAGGAUGACUCUUCCACCUCAGAGGAGUCGGAGCUCGGGGGGAAAUCCGAAGCAGAUUCUGAAGACAGUGCAAGCACGCCUACAGAAACGAAGCCUGAGCCAGUCGACUGGACCAAACCAAUAUGGGAAAUGCUCAACGUACUACGAAAAUCAGCCAACUUCAAUAUGCGGCAUUGUGGGAUCGACGAGGCUGCAACGGAACUAGAGAAACUAGCUGCUUUCGAAGGUACACACGAUGACGCUGUGGCUGCUUUCGAGCGAUCCGCCGACGAACUCCUCCGACUUAUGAAUGAGGCCAAACUUCGCAAGAAGUUCAAUUGGUCUACCCGGAGAAUCUAUGAUGAGCUAGAAGCCACUCUAGCAGGAGAAGUCGCCGACGAGACCAUGAAGACGCCCGGCAAGCCGGACAAACAGCGUCAUCGCAUGAAAUCUGUCUUGCGGCCUAGUGGCGCUAGUAAAGCUCACAAACGCGCUCGAGGUGCGGCCGAUUCUCUGGACGAGGAUGAAGAGAUGAGCGACAUACCAGCACCCUCGCUGGUGACCCGUCGACAAGCGCCUCCGCUCCCCACCCGUUUGAGAGAAGCGACAGCUGACUCGGCGGGCAGUCGUGAAGAUAGUCCAAGUCGACAGCUCAAUGGGCAUUAUGACCCUGACGCAUUGCCAGAACUUCCACCCGGACCCGAAGCGCAAGAGAUGCUAGAUCUUGUCACCCAAGAAGCCAAGCGAGUCGGCAGGCAGUAUCAAAUAGGGCAUCUGCAGUCCUUCUUAGGGCAUUGGGCUGCAUGACUUUUGGCAUAAGCGAGGCUUCGGAGAUGGCGCAAAGCAGCAGUGGCGCUGUGGUGGGCAUGUCGAAGUUGAUGUAUAACCGUGAUACCCCUUCUGCUUUUUGAUUAUAGCGACCAGACCAGACAUAGCAUUGAAUCAUCUUUUUCUUUCG